GGGCGGCCUUGGUUAUAGUGACCAUGAGAUUGUAGAGCUCAGUACUGAAUGAAGAGGUAGCAGGACAAUGAGCAAGAUUGACCGUGGACUUCAGCAGAGCUAACUGUAGCCUCUUUAGGGAUCUUCUUGGAAGAAUCCCAUGGGAGCAGGCCCUGCAGAGAAGAAGGGUCCAAGGUUGGUAUUCAAUUCCUCCAGGCUCAAGAAUGAUGCAUCCUAAUGAGGAAGAAGUCAGGCCAAGGGUGCAAGAAAUCUAUGUGGAUGAAUAAAGAACUCCUGUUGUUACUUACGUACAAGCAUGAAAUACACAAGAAAUAGAAGCAGGGUCAGGCUACUUGAAGUGAAUAUAGAGAGAUGGUCAAAGUAGAAAUUGAGACUAGAAAGGCCAAGGCUCAUCUAGAAUUAAAUCUGGCCAAGGAUAUCAAGGAUGACAAAAAGGUCUUUUUCAAAUACAUAAAAAAAGGAAAACAAAGGACAAUGUGGGCCCAUUAAUGGGAGAAGGACCCUGAUAACAGAGGAUGCAGAGAAGGCAGAGUUCUUUGCAUCAGUCUUUACUGAUAAAACCAGCCCUCAGGAAUCUCUGACCCAGGAGAGCAUGUUGGGAGGAAGACCUUCCCUUGGUCAAGGAGGAUUGGGUCAGAGAACACCUUAACAAACUUGACAUCCACAAGUCAAGCCCUGAUGGGAUGCAUCCAUGAAUGCUGAGAGUGUUGGCGGACAUCAUAGCCAGGCCACUCACAAUCAUCUUUGAAAGGUAAUGGAGAUCAGGAGAUGUGCCUGAGGACUGGAAGAAAGCAAAUGUCACUCUAGUCUUCAAAUGGAAAAGAAGUAGGACCUGGGAAACUACUGGCCAGUCAGCCUCACCUCAAUCCCGGGAAAAGUGAUGGAGUGCCUUAUUCUGGAGGCCAUCUCUACCCACAUGGAAGACAAGAAGGUGAUCAGGAGUAGUCAGCAUGGAUUCACUGAAGCCUCAUGACUUUGACGAAUGCAGAUUUGAUAUUAGUGUAAACGAUAGUGUUUGGUACCUCCGAGCUCAGGACCCAGACCACAGACAACAGUGGGUAGAUGCAAUAGAACAACACAAGACUGAAUCUGGCUAUGCAUCAGAGUCAAGUUUGAGACGCCAUGGCUCCAUGGUGUCUCUUGUUUCUGGAGCAAGUGGAUACUCUGCAACAUCCACCUCUUCAUUCAAGAAGGGCCAUAGCUUACAUGAGAAGCUUGCAGAAAUGGAAACCUUUAGAGACAUCUUGUGUCGACAAGUUGAUACUUUACAGAAAUACUUUGAUGCCUGUGCAGAUGCAGUUUCCAAAGAUGAACUCCAGAGGGAUAAAGUGGUAGAAGAUGAUGAAGAUGAUUUCCCUGUGAUGCGUUCCGAUGGGGAUUUUUCAUAUAACAGUAACAGCAGUAAGGAAAAAUUGUUUCCACAUGUGACACCCAAAGGAAUUAAUGGCAUAGACUUUAAAGGAGAAGCUAUAACUUUCAAAGCAACUACUGCUGGAAUCCUUGCUACACUCUCUCAUUGUAUUGAACUCAUGGUGAAACGGGAAGAAAGUUGGCAAAAAAGGCUAGAUAAGGAGAUAGAGAAAAGGAGAAGAAUUGAAGAAGCAUACAAAACUGCUGUGACAGAACUGAAGAAAAAGUCCCACUUUGGAGGGCCAGACUAUGAGGAGGGUCCGAAUAGUCUGAUUAAUGAAGAAGAAUUCUUUGAUGCUGUUGAAGCUGCUCUUGAUAGACAGGAUAAAAUGGAAGAACAGUCCCAAAGUGAAAAGGUCAGAUUAUACUGGCCAAUAUCCUUACCUUCUGGAGAUGCAUAUUCUGCUGUGGGUACUCAUAGAUUUGUCCAAAAGGUGGAAGAAAUGGUACAAAACCAUAUGACAUAUUCCUUGCAAGAUGUAGGAGGAGAUGCCAAUUGGCAGCUAGUGGUAGAAGAAGGAGAAAUGAAGGUAUACAGAAGAGAGGUGGAAGAGAAUGGAAUAGUUUUAGAUCCUUUGAAAGCAACGCAUGCUGUUAAAGGGGUAACAGGGCAUGAAGUUUGCCACUACUUCUGGAAUGUUGAUGUUCGUAAUGACUGGGAAACAACAAUUGAAAAUUUCCAUGUUGUGGAAAAUUUAGCUGAUAAUGCCAUCAUCGUUUAUCAGAUGCAUAAGAGAGUGUGGCCAGCUUCUCAAAGGGAUGUGCUGUAUUUGUCUGCCAUCAGAAAGAUACCAGCAUUCAGUGAAAAUGAUCCUGAAACAUGGAUUGUUUGCAAUUUCUCUGUGGAACAUGACAAUGCUCCUCUGAACAAUCGCUGUGUCCGUGCCAAAAUAAAUAUUGCUAUGAUUUGUCAGACUUUAGUAAGCCCGCCAGAGGGGAACAAGGAAAUAAGCAGGGACAAUAUCCUAUGCAAGAUUACAUAUGUAGCUAACGUGAACCCAGGAGGAUGGGCACCAGCAUCAGUGUUACGGGCAGUGGCAAAACGAGAAUAUCCAAAAUUCUUAAAGCGUUUUACAUCAUAUGUGCAAGAGAAAACAGCAGGAAAGCCUAUUUUAUUCUAAUAU
Pseudopipra pipra is the source of this 2534-nucleotide messenger RNA. Its product is annotated as ceramide transfer protein-like. The record is from RefSeq and is a predicted model, not a curated record. Gene Ontology annotation, biological process: ER to Golgi ceramide transport. Gene Ontology annotation, molecular function: lipid binding. NCBI's taxonomy places the organism in Eukaryota, Metazoa, Chordata, Aves, Passeriformes, Pipridae. The transcript is spliced from 15 exons. The coding region runs from base 951 to 2531 and encodes 526 amino acids.